AUGUGCGAAAGGGGAAAGAAUCCAACGAACGGCGUGGUAUGGUACAUCCUCGGGUUUUCUGCUAACCCUAGCCAACCUAUAUCCGUUCCUUUGGCUGAGAAAGAGGCAUAUUCCUCUUUCUAUACCCACAAGAUGUCGCAACUGUGGCCAUUCUUGUCCACCUCCACAUUCGGCCGCCUCUAUGGCUCCAGCAUGCACAAGCUCCCAGCACACCUUCCCAUCUUCCGCCUUCCACUCACUCUGCGUAAGUCCCUCGCAGGGUUCAUGGCCGCCUCUAUCACAGGCGUCCUGAUCGCUGUGGGUUUCUAG
Messenger RNA from Laccaria bicolor S238N-H82, 309 nucleotides. RefSeq lists its product as uncharacterized. Lineage: Eukaryota; Fungi; Basidiomycota; Agaricomycetes; Agaricales; Hydnangiaceae. The record is from RefSeq and is a predicted model, not a curated record. The transcript has 4 exons. Bases 1 to 309 code for a protein of 102 amino acids.